UGUCUUACAAGACUUACAUUAAGAUAUAUAUAUUUAAAGCCCGCUUUUAUUCACUGGAACAUAAUUUAUGUUUAAAGUUUAAAAAAAAAACAACAACAACAGCAUGUACUUCUAAUCGAGUCAUCGGAUUAUUCUUGGAUGAUUUGCAAGAAAUCCCUCAUAUAAACGAACAAAUUUCCAUAUAUUUCCCAGUCUGAAAGUUAAUCUGACAUAGUCGUCAAACAAAAGGGAAUCAAUAGACUAUUAAGAAUGCCACAUGGAUAAAAAUACAGUUUUAAAUCUAGAUCAGUCAGUAAACGUAGAUGUUAGCCAAUACCCGUAAUUUUGUUCGUGCUUUAUAUGUACUAAAAUAUAAAAAAAAAAAAAAAAUCGACGUAUAUAUAUAUGUACUCGUUCUGCUCUACAUGUGUCCUCUUACUAGCACAACCGUAAAAGGACCGUUUCGCGCGGACGAACAACAAAUAUAUUCUCGGCUUAGCCUCAGACAACUUAUUGUUCGUUUUUUUGCAGUUGUAAGAGCAAAACUAGGACGGCAUCUAUUACAUAAUUUUUCAAAUACAAAUGUAUAAAUUGACAACAUGGAAAUAACAACGGGUUAAGUGCUAUCAAGCUGUUCUUCUAUCGUACUGGAAGCCUGUUUAUUAUGGAUAUAUGUGACGUGAAGGUCAUGUUAAGUUAGUUCAGUGAUGGAACUAAUUGAAACUGGUUUUGGAUACAGUGAUAUAUGUUGGCUCGCUUGCGGUCUAAUAGCAGGUUGUACCGCACUUCUACCACCAGUGUACAUCAUCCUUCAUCUCGUGCGUUUAGUGUGGGAGUAUUACGUCACUUCCUGUCUUAACAUUGAAGGAUGUCAGGGUUUGAGCCUUCCGCCAGGCACAAUGGGGUACCCUUUCGUAGGAGAGUCCGUCGAAUUCCUUAGAAAGAGAUGUACUUUCUAUCAAGAGAAAGUGGAAAAGUACGGUUGCAUAUACAAAACCCACCUCCUUGGACGACCCACCAUUAGAGUUAUUGGAGCUGAGAACGUGAAAAAAAUUCUGAUGGGUGAAAACAGUCUGGUCACUAGUAACUGGCCAAAAAGUGCGCGGAUUCUGUUAGGAGCGGGAUCAGUAUCUCAGUCAGCUGGCAUCGUGCACAGAGUGCGCAGGAAACAUAUGCUACGUGCUUUCAGUUUGGAGACACUAAAUUCCAUGGUUCCUGUUGUACAAGAAGUCAUUUGCAAAAGUUUGAUGGACUGGCGUAACAGAAAGGAAGUUUAUACCUACCCAGAAUGCAAAUUGAUGGCGUUCACUGUAUCUGCAUGCGCGCUCAUCGGUUUGGACAUGACAUCAUCAAAGAAGUCUGGAAUGCACGAUACUUUCAUGGAUGUCUUGAAAAAUAUCAUGACGUUACCUUUCAACAUUCCAGGAUUUGGAUUCAGAAAAGGAAUGAGGGCCAAACGACAGCUACUAAAUACACUUCGUGAUCUACUUCCGGAGACAGAAAAACACCCAUACACAACAAUUUUGAAAGCAUAUUACGACUCUUGUCAAAAACUAGGAACAGAUUCAGAGGACGAAAUUUACGAGGGUGUACUCGAUUUGUUGUUUGCCGGUCACGAAACCGUAACAAGCGCAGUCACGAGCUGUGUCAUGUUCCUAGGCCAAAAUGAAAAUGUCCUGGAAAAAUUGCGGCGUGAGCUUGCAGAAUAUAAUCUGUUAGAAGGCAACAACCGCAGUGAUUUAAACUUUAAAGUGAUAAAUGACUUGAAAUAUUUGAAAAACGUCGUCAAAGAAGUUAUAAGACUGUGCCCGCCGGUUGGAGCCGGCUUCAGAAAAGCCCUGAAAUCUUUUGAACUUGGUGGAUACCUGAUUCCUAAAGAUUGGACAGUCAUGUUUAGUAUACGAGAAACACAACAACUCUCACCUGUGUUUGAGCAUUCAGAGAAGUUCGAUCCCGACCGCUGGGACAAAAUUUUAUCAACAAGGAACUCGAGCCCGGAGGGUUUCAACUACAUUCCGUUUGGAUUCGGAGCGCGGGGCUGUGUAGGAAAAAUGUAUGCCCAGCUUGUCAUUAAAAUAUUCGUUAUAGAACUCGUGCGCUCGUGUGACUGGUGUCUUAAGAACAAAAAUAUAGAAAUGACCUACAUACCCAUUCCAGUGGCACGUGAUCAUUUGCCUGUAAUUUUCUGUGCACGUGGCGAGUUCACUGCCAACAAGAGUUCCACUGACACACAGUGGAAAUUAGAAUGAGGGUUCCGGUGUUUACAUUCAUAGCAUACCUGAAUGCUGUAUAACUUCUGCAGCCUUUUUGUAUAACAUUCAACAGAAGCUUGUGUAAACGGUAUUCAUUAUAACUUGUAGCUACACGGAACAGUUCGCUACACCAGUUAAUUUAAACAUUUUAAUAAUAAUAAUAAUAAUGAUUGCAUGAAGUAAAUACACUGAGGGACAUUUCUAACCCGACACCUAUAUAAUGCCAUGUAGUUCGACUGUUUGUGAAUGGAUUUCGUUCAAAUUUUGAAUACAAAUGUGUGUAUAAAUAUUUUAACACAUUAGACUUACUUCCCAAUAAUUUAAUUCCAGUUGAUAAACAAAUAGGUAUAAAACUAACAAAUGAAAAAUAUCACUGUAAAAUCCGAAUUUACAAAAUGGCAUAACGCAAAAUUCUAACAAUGUGAAAAGUAACUGAGUCACAGAAUAGUUUGUACGUCCCAGUAAAAUACUUCGUGUGUCCUCCCAUGGCUCUCACAACAUGCACACGCCUCUGCUUCAUCGGCAGUACGUAGUUCCGGGUGACCCCUGUGCGCUGGAUCUUCUACCGAAGUGGAUACAAUACAUUUAUAUUAUAAUUUAUUGUGAAUAGAUCCAUUAUGUAAAUAUGUGAAUAGAUCCAUUAUGUAAAUAUUUUCAGUCAGAAUAUUGUUAUUUAAAAUUCGAUUUACUUACGUGGACUUGCAACAUGCCGCUCUUGGAAGUACAAUUUUAAUAGUUAAAUUAUGUUCCCUCUCUGGAAUAACUAAGUGACAAUAUAAAAUCAAUAUUUUUGCUUACCAACAUUUCCUCGUGCAAAUGUUGAAAUCGUGCACGUAUCUGGAUCGUCGCGGUUGAAAGAUUUUAUGACUUCUGUACAGCUAAUGUAGCCAAACAACUUUAUGUAUAGUUUCAAACUAAUACUAGUACAUUGAACCAUAUUCCAGAAAACAGAACUUAAAACUUGUCGGGCUGGGAAUGGCCGUAAGUAUGACAUAUUGUAUGCUUUAGUUGCAUUUUAUACACUAUGUUUAGUUUGGGAUACUGCCGACAUUGACAACGCUCGUAUAGAUCAGGGGGGUGGACGUAUUUUGCAUUUCGCUGCUUUUUAGGCGAGAAAAAUGCUGUUUGCAGUUCAAAAUGGCGUUAUUUGUUUACUUUUUGACCUAACAGAGGACACAUUUUGCAGUUGUAAGUGUGUUUAUUAUAUACAAACUUUCAAACGAUAACGCCCAGUCGGUGGCCAUAUAAUUUAUCUUCACUCGGCUUUUGGACUUACAUGUUUAUCGUUAUUUGUUAAAAAGUUAUAGAUGGUACAGUGCCAGUUUAUAGUGACGAAAAAAUCGUAGCCGUGCAUGAAAAUGUAAUUCCUGUACAAAACGAACUCUUUACGGGAUAUUUAUUGAUUUGUACAUAUAUAUAAAUUUAUACUCUAAUUUAAGAUUUUUAUCUGCUACUUCUAAAACCUUCCAUUGCAAAAAUAUAAAUAUAAAGUAUAAAGUUAUAUAUAUGCACAAAUCAAUAAUGUUCAAAUGUCCAAAACAUAUAAUCAUUUUUUUUUCAAAGUCAUCGUCCUCUAAUUUGAAUUGCUACCAAAUCUAUAGGUGACCGAUUUAUUUAUAAUAAAGUAUUUUUCGGCGACGCCGUCUAAAUUCGUUUUCGUUUUCCUAUGCCACGUGAUUUCAGUUUGCCAGUCAAACUACUUGAUAACGCAUUAUAGAUAAUUUAUCAAAACGGAAGAUUUAUGCAACACUCUGCCUGAUUGGAAGAGAGUGUCAAUUUCUUUCACUCUGUUGACUGUGCUACGCUGAGUGAAAUGUAGACAAAGCGUUUAUCCUAAACGACGCUGCUCACAGUUUUAAAGCCAACUUUGGCUCAGUAUAUUUAGCAAGAAUAUUGAUAUAUCUCAAAAUAAUAAGUAA
Mercenaria mercenaria is the source of this 4150-nucleotide messenger RNA. Its product is annotated as cytochrome P450 26A1-like. Gene Ontology annotation, molecular function: heme binding; oxidoreductase activity, acting on paired donors, with incorporation or reduction of molecular oxygen; iron ion binding. Lineage: Eukaryota; Metazoa; Mollusca; Bivalvia; Venerida; Veneridae. Gene Ontology annotation, biological process: sterol metabolic process. The coding region runs from base 687 to 2228 and encodes 513 amino acids. The transcript has 6 exons. The record is from RefSeq and is a predicted model, not a curated record.